Messenger RNA from Closterium sp. Yama58-4, 1809 nucleotides. The record is from the annotation of a GenBank genome assembly. NCBI's taxonomy places the organism in Eukaryota, Viridiplantae, Streptophyta, Zygnematophyceae, Desmidiales, Closteriaceae.
AUGGGGAGUAAUGAGGGUACGGAAGCCAUGAAUCAAGAGGCAAAGCUGACGGAUCAAGAGCACGGAGCUAAAAUUGAGCACCACUCUAAAACCGACCACCACCACUUUAAAUCCAAGCUCUACUCGAGAGCUGAACAGCCGACGAGCGGCGGCAAGGCCCACAUCGUGCCGUCCUUCCACUGGCACGUCGCGCUCCCAGCGCUCGUCGCGGCGACGAUCCUCGCGUUCCUAUUGGCCGAUCCGCUCCGCCUAAGUCCCGUGGCGCACCUCCCGUUCGACCCGGUCGUCAUCGACAUCGCACCGCCGCCACCGCGUUCCGUCAGAGACCCUCUUAAUCGGCUUGCCGAUGCUGAAAUUAGGUUCGAGGGCGAGGCGUUCGGGCCCGAGAGCCUUGCGUGGGAUCUGGACGGCAGAGGGCCGUACGCGGGCGUGGGCGACGGGCGAGUCGUGCGCCGCACAGCCGACGGCCGCGCGUGGGAGACGUUUGCGUGGGCGUCGCCGAUGCGGACGCCCGAGCUCUGUGACACACACGCCCCUCGGCGCUUCAGUGGCGCUGCCACGUCACAGGAGCUCGGACCAAUGGAGAGGAGGCACGCGGCGGCAGCAGCAGCGACGCUGCCAGCUUCAGAGAGAGUGGCAACCGCGUUCGGCGUGUUCCCUAGCGACGUGUCUCUCGUGCAGCCCCGCGCCCGAGCCUCCGUUCAAGGCUCGGUGCCUGGCUCGGUACAAGGCUCGUUGGAAGGUCCUGCGGGGAACCUCUCUUCCUCGAUUGCAGCUUCCGAAGCACCUCUGAGUGUCGCUGGUUCACAUGCAGCACCGGCUGUCGAAACUGAGCAUUCCCACCAGUCUCAACAAUCACAACAACCCCACAUAACUCAGCAGCCACAGAAAUCCCAGCAACCCGUUCCGGCCCAGCACUUUCCGCCUACCCAGCAAUCCCAGCAGGCCCAUCCCAAUCCGGCCACGGAGCACAUAUGCGGGCGGCCGCUGGGGCUGCGGUUCCACCCGGUGACGGGGGAGCUGUAUUUCGCGGAUGCCUACUUUGGCGUGUUCAAGGUGGGGCGGCAGGGCGGGCUGGCGCAGCCUGUGGUGACGCGCGUGGACGGCCGCCCGCUGCUGUUCGCCAACGACCUUGAUAUUGCCGCCAGCGACGAGAAUGGCACCCUCUAUUUCACCGACACCAGCACGCGCUUCCACCGCCGGGACUACUAUGUGGCGAUAGUGGAGGGGCGGGCAGAUGGGCGGCUGGUGCAGGUGGACCUGGCGACGGGCCGGGCGGCGGUGCUGGUGGACGGCCUUGCAUUCGCCAACGGUGUUGCGCUCUCCAGAGACAAGUCCUUCCUCGUGUUCUGCGAAACCACCUCUCUGAGGUGCCAUCGAUACUGGCUGAGAGGUCAUAAGGCAGGGACACAUGAAGUUUUUGUUGAGCUGCCUGGCAUGCCCGACAAUGUUCGCCGGAAUCCUCGCGGCCGGUUCUGGAUAGCCGUCCAUUCGCGAAGAAAGCUCCUGCUGGACAUGGUAGCUCGUAGGCCUUGGCUGCGGUCCCUCUUCCUCUCUCUGCCAAUCAGCAUCAGUACAGCACACCGUCUAUCCGUGGGUCGACCUAAUGGGAUCAUCGUAGAGGUGGAUGAAAAUGGCAUCAUAACAGACGUGCUCGAGGACAGGUUGGGAAAUGCUGUCAGGUCUGUGAGUGAAGUGGAAGAGAGAGACGGAAAGCUGUGGUUGGGUUCCGUGGUGAUGGCUCAUGUUGGCAUGCUCGAUUAUCAACGUCCAACAUGGGACAAUUUCCCCAAGGCAUUUCAGCUAUAG